Sarcophilus harrisii (Tasmanian devil) is the source of this 2442-nucleotide messenger RNA. RefSeq names its product potassium voltage-gated channel modifier subfamily V member 1 (gene KCNV1). The transcript is spliced from 5 exons. The record is from RefSeq and is a predicted model, not a curated record. Gene Ontology annotation, biological process: potassium ion transmembrane transport; protein homooligomerization. Gene Ontology annotation, molecular function: voltage-gated potassium channel activity; protein binding. Bases 527 to 2050 code for a protein of 507 amino acids. Gene Ontology annotation, cellular component: membrane; voltage-gated potassium channel complex. Lineage: Eukaryota; Metazoa; Chordata; Mammalia; Dasyuromorphia; Dasyuridae.
UCAGAAAACCUUAGUGACAUUGCAGAAUGAGAAAGGAUGAAUUUUUUGCAAGACAUUAAAAACAUGAUCCAGGACCAUAACACAGGAGAUAUAAUUAUCUAACUCCUGAUUGACAUGAUUAUUUGCACUGGGGAACUUUUACCUUGAGCGUUUGUAGGGGCAAAGAAGAAGGGGAAUAAAAAUUAAUACUUGAAGUGUUAACUGUCUUCAAGAUAAAUAUAAUUGUCAGUGUCUCCAGGCUUUUAGUUCCCUCCUCUUUCCACACCUCCCCCUUUCCCUCCUGUUCACUUUUCACUGCCUGCUCUCAGUGCUAGAAGGCUGGUUGACUACAGAGCUGGGAUCCACAGAACAGCACUGUCAAAAACCAGGCUGGAGGCGGAACAACUGGAAGGCGGAGGCGCUAAGAGGGACGAAUGAAGUCUCAGUAACAGAUCAGAGCAGCUUCCUCCAAAGCUGCAGCUGCUGUGCCCAGCCCAGAUGUGCAGUGGAGCAACAGCUAACGGGAGCGCCGGAGCAGGUGGCAAGGAUGGAGGCGCCUUUCCGCUGCCGGUCCCCAGCUGCUGGGGCGGCCAAUGAAAUGCCGCUGAACAGCGGUUCUCUACUCUCCUUAGACUCCAGCGUAUUCUGCAGCGAGGGAGAAGGAGAGCCCCUAGCUCUAGGGGACAGCUUCACGGUCAACGUGGGAGGUAGCCGCUUCGUCCUAUCCCAGCAAGCAUUGUCCUGCUUCCCACACACGCGACUGGGGAAGCUGGCCGUAGUGGUGGCGUCCUGCCGCCACCCCGGUACUCUGGCCGCAGCCUCCAGCACCCUGGAGCUCUGCGACGAUGCCAACUUGGUGGACAAUGAAUAUUUCUUCGACAGGAGUUCCCAAGCUUUCCGCUACAUCCUACACUAUUACCGUACUGGCCGGCUGCACGUCAUGGAGCAGCUGUGUGCGCUCUCCUUCCUACAGGAGAUCCAGUACUGGGGCAUCGACGAGCUGAGCAUCGAUUCCUGCUGUAGGGACAGGUACUUGAAAAGGAAGGAGUUGAGUGAGACUUUAGACUUCAAGGAUGAUACUGAAGACCAGGAAAGUCAGCAAGAGAGUGACCAAGAUUUUUCUCAAGGACUCUGCCCUACUACUCGACAGAAGCUCUGGGACAUUUUGGAAAAACCAGGAUCUUCCACGGCUGCCAGGAUCUUUGGAAUUAUUUCCAUCAUUUUUGUGGUCGUGUCCAUUGCCAACAUGGCCCUGAUGUCUUCUGAGCCAAGCUGGCUGGACAUGCAGCUAUUGGAGGCCCUGGAGUACCUGUGUAUUACUUGGUUCACUGGGGAGUUUGCCCUACGCUUACUCUGUGUGAGGAACAGGUGUGGCUUCUUAAGGAAGGUGGCAAAUAUCAUUGACCUCUUGGCCAUCCUCCCCUUCUAUAUCACUCUGUUGGUGGAGAGCCUAAGUGAAAGUGAAACCACACAAGAGCUGGAAAAUGUGGGGCGCAUCGUGCAGGUUUUGAGGCUGCUCAGGGCUCUGCGCAUGCUAAAACUGGGCAGACAUUCAACAGGAUUGCGGUCACUAGGAAUGACACUCACUCAGUGUUAUGAAGAGGUUGGUCUGCUCCUCCUAUUUCUCUCUGUGGGCAUUUCAAUAUUUUCAACUGUGGAAUAUUUUGCUGAGCAAAGCAUGCCAGGCACAACCUUCACAAGUGUGCCCUGUGCAUGGUGGUGGGCAACAACAUCCAUGACUACUGUGGGUUAUGGUGACAUCAGGCCAGACACCACCACAGGCAAAAUCGUGGCCUUUGUGUGUAUACUAUCGGGGAUACUUGUUUUGGCCUUGCCUAUUGCUAUUAUUAAUGACCGCUUUUCUGCCUGCUAUUUCACUCUGAAGCUAAAGGAAGCAGCUAUUCGACAGCGUGAAGCCUUGAAGAAAUUGACAAAGAAUAUAGCCACGGACUCCUAUAUCAGUGUUAAUUUGAGAGAUGUUUAUGCCAGAAGUAUCAUGGAAAUGCUCCGAUUGAAAGGCAGAGAAAGAGCAAGUACUAGGAGCAGUGGGGGAGAUGACUUCUGGUUUUAAAUCUACUUUCAGUAUAUUUUCAAAAAGCUUGUAUGUAAUUGGCAAGGUUAAUGAAACAUUGAUGUACAUGUCUGCAAAUGUUAAGAUGAUUAUCUUGUAGCAUUUACUGUUUUAAUUUUUCCAACUUGUUUCCUUGAUGUAUCAGAAUAUUUUAUAUCCUAAAAGACAAACAGAAAUAUUCAAGGUGACACUAAAGCUAUUUUUCAUUUUUGGAUCUCAAAACAACCAAAGCAAUUGAUACAUCAAAAUGAAAUCUCUCCAGUGACAAAUGUGUGGCAGGUUUCUAAAUAUGUGCAGUAAUAAAACUAUGACAUGGGGAGCAUUAAGGAAGUGAUUAUGCCUCCAAACUCAAUUUAUAAAGGAAUGAUAAUUAAAAAAAUUUUCAAAAGUUU